GUGUUGUCUUCCAUCAGAUGCCUAUGAGGAACCCGGUGAACCCGGUUGAUAGUUAACAGCUGGCGGCUCGUCCGGGGUUCCAAUAAGAGGCUGAGGAAGACAGAUUGGGCGGUCUGGGGCUCGAUCAGCAAGGCGAACAAAAAAUAAAAGCAGAUGAGUGUCCUGUGAAGUUGCUCCCACAAUCUUGUCAAGCAGCUUUAAAGAUGGAAUCCACGCUGGGUGAACAGACUGCUGUGGGUUAUCCAGCGGGGACUGAAGGACCUGAACACCGACAGGAGCUGAAAGCCUCUGACGAAGCUGUCACGUUCAUGUCUGGCAUUGAGCCUGUCGAGCUGCAGAAGUGUGUGUUUGCAGAUUCACUGGUGAUUGUGUCAGAGGGGGGCAGAGAGCUGGGGGAGUUCAGUGUGACGGUGGAGUUUGCCCGGAGAGAGCAGCCAUGCAUGAUGCUGCAUGCUCAGAGCCACGGAGCCAUUGAUGACUGCCCCUGUGGGACAGCAGUGACAGCCUACCUAACGACUGACCUGGAGGUGCUGGAUGAAGAUCACCAUGAAUAUGUCAAGUACUUCUCUCCUCAGCUCGAGGGCCACAGUGUGGACAAAAGGUGUCACAUGGUGCAGCGUGACGGGCAGAUGGUGAUCCAUAAGGUUACAGCUGUGGGAGAGGAGGUGACAGAGGAGAGCAUGUCCUAUCCCAGGGCUGGUAACUGAGGGCUCCAGCUUGCUGUUGAUACGCCUGAUCGCUCUGAGGAAGAAGAUGCCAGAAAACUAGACUUUUGUCUCCUUAGACCCAGGAUUACACAUCAUCCACACUUCCUUUAGAGAGCUGGGUCAGAGGCAGCUGGAGGUCAGGGCUGAGAUGUAUUUGGGAUGGAGAGGACUAUUCAGUCCAUGAAGGGCAGCCCCAGUACCUGGCAGUGCUACUUCCUGGAUGAUGGGCAUCUGGUGAGCAGAGUUCAGGUGGGGUCACCGGUCACCAUGAGACUUCUAGAGUUGCCAUCAAAGACAGAAAAAGAUUACGCACAUCCCACACACACACACAUUCACACACAACAGACAUUAUUCUAAUGAAAGAUUCAGUGAUAUUUUUGUGUUUGUAAUUUUACAGUAGAUUUCAAGAAGAUCCCCCUUGUGUGGGAGGAAGACAUGCAGAUGCGUUCUAAGUUCCUGGACAGAAAGGAAGAGCUAAAGGCCGACCACUCGUCCAGAGAUUCGAGCACUAAUAUCUGACUUCCUGCAGUUGCUGUUGUUGAGGAAACCAGACGACGUCUUCCUGUUUGCCAGAGAGUACUUCAUUCUUUUUGCCUCUCGUUCAUCCUGCA
Oreochromis aureus is the source of this 1318-nucleotide messenger RNA. Its product is annotated as ciliogenesis-associated TTC17-interacting protein-like. The record is from RefSeq and is a predicted model, not a curated record. Gene Ontology annotation, biological process: actin filament polymerization; cilium organization. The coding region runs from base 204 to 707 and encodes 167 amino acids. Lineage: Eukaryota; Metazoa; Chordata; Actinopteri; Cichliformes; Cichlidae. The transcript is spliced from 9 exons.